GUGGCUGGCCAGGGGCUCGGUGGGGUUUUUAACCUCCUUCACCCUAAACAAGACUCCCUGACAUCCUGGACUCCCGGGAGCCCCGGCCCACGUGUCACACAACACCGUGACACGAGCAGCGGAUGGGCAGGAGUGGACCAUUGUCAGCGGUGGACACAGUGCUGUGCUGUGCUGCCCCGCGCGUGCCGUGUUUGUGUUUGUCCUCUUGGUCCGAGAUGGGGUUUCUGAUUUCUCGCGCCGCUGCUUACCCAUAGGCGGUACUAGUAGUAAAAUGCGGGUCACUGACGACGAGGGACUCGAGACGGUUGGGGCUUGCUUUGCAGUGCACAACCCCCGGCCCCGCCGCGGCUUCUGUUGCGGGACUGCUUUUUGUGAAGAAACUCGUGAGACAACCACGUGGGGAGCGCGUAUCGUCUUCGGCCCACAGGUCAGUGUGUGCCCAGUUUCCACGACGAGCUGGAGCUUCGAAGAGGCUCGACGUGAAGCGAAGAGGAAGAAGGUCCAACAACUCCAACGGCUGCAACCAGCGGGCAGCGGUGUCGUGGCAGCCCGCCCGACGGUUGACCGGUUUCCUCGAGCCAGGGACGGAUUAAAGGGCGGCGCUGACGAGAGUUGCAUGAACAAGCGCAACGCCACCUUCAAAGUUCUGCUUGCAGCGCACCGGAAGCUGGCGGCGAAACACAAAGCUUUGGUGGCCAAACAACAGAACAAGACCGAGAACGAUGCUCAAGUGUCAGAGCUCUUGAAGCGCGUCGCAGAAGUGCAAGGGGAGAAGACUCGGCUAGAGGAAAAGCACCGAGACGAGGUGGCCCGGCUAAGGGCGCAACUUGAAGCGCAGGCUGAGGCACACAAGGCUGAGGUAGUUCAACUUACCUCGGGCCUCUCCACGCAAGCCGACGAGAAGAUCCGCCUGGAAGGCGAAGUGCAGAAAUAUAAAGAUCUUGUCACCAAGGCCGAGGCUCAAUCCACUUCUGCUGAGGAGAAGGCCGAGAGCACCCAUAUGCUCAACCUGUGCACUGAGAAUCUCGGCAAGAUAGAUGGACUGCUGGCAUUGGCUUAACUCAAAUCUCUUCCGUUGAUCACUAAGCCGACAACAAUAGUGUGCCGAGAUUCAUUAUUUCUUCUUUGUCCUUGUCAGAAAUUUUCCCACACUCUACGGAGACUGCUCAAACCGCCGUGAUCAAAGCUCGCGGGAAGAGGGAUUCAGCCAAGGGAGUGCCCUCGGAGUACGAUGUGGAGGACUACCUCAUCAGCAUCUUGACCCGCGUCAAGCCUCUGAAGUCCUUCGGGGUCGACAUGCUCAAUGCCGGCAUCCGUGCCUUCCGAGCUUUGUGGCCGGGAGAAGAAGCGCGGAUGGCAUCCCAGAAUUGGCCAAGCGUGUCCUGGGGGUGGAGGACCGGCUAAGCGAGUGGCGGGAGUCGGCCGCUCGUGUCGGCGCCGAUGAGGCACUGUCGUUCGUACUUUCCUGAUAUGACGGCAUUAACCUUGAUGUGCUGCAGUCCAUGCGUGUCGGCUCGCCCUUCCUUUCGGACCUGGAGUUGAUCGCGAGACAUCAGGAACGGGCCUACUCCUUCAUCUAGUAUGCCGACGUGCAUAAAUUUGUGGAGGGUCCGAUAUCAGACGCGGACGAGGAGGCGACCGAGGAUGAAGAAGAGGAAGUCGACGAAGAGAUCGUGGUCGAGUCGGCUUCCACCGCGACAGAUACUCCGAGUGCCGUCACCAACAAUCCUUCUGUUUGAGCCUAAUUAUGUCGGAACAAACUUUUUAGAGCUAUUAGA
Molecule: messenger RNA, 1778 nt
Organism: Brachypodium distachyon (stiff brome)
Lineage: Eukaryota; Viridiplantae; Streptophyta; Magnoliopsida; Poales; Poaceae
Exons: 6
Coding region: 272-1060 (262 amino acids)
Source: RefSeq, a predicted model, not a curated record